AUGAGUGAAACCAUGCGAGCUAUCGGCAUCAAAGGCGGCAAAGGCCCUGCAACAAGCCUCUUUGUCGACCAAAUCGCCAAACCUACAGCGGCAGAAGGCCAGGCCAUUGUCAAGAUCCGGGCAUUCGGCCUGAAUCGCAUGGAUCUACUCCAGCGACAGGGUCUGUACCCACUUCCACCCCAAGCCCCCUCAACCAUGGGCGUAGAGUUCUCCGGCGUGAUCGAGAGCUUUGGACCCGACGGACACGAAGAUUUCAAGGUCGGGGAUGAAGUUCUCGGUCUCGCAUACGGCGGCGCAUACGCCGAGUACAUUGCCGUGUCUACAAAGAUGCUCGUGCACAAACCGCACCAGCUAUCAUGGGAAGAAGCCGCCGGAGUCCCCGAGACCUGGAUCACCGCAUCCCAGGCACUCUUCCUGAUCGGCGAAUUCCAAUCCGGCCAAAGCGUCCUCUGGCACGCGGGCGCAUCGUCCGUGUCAAUCUCGGGAAUCCAACUCGCCAAAGCCGCCGGCGCGAAAGCGAUCUACGCGACUGUGGGAUCGCAGGAGAAGAUCGACUUCCUGGAAAAGGAACUCGGCGUGACCAAAGCCUUUAACUAUAAGACGCAAGACUGGGCGGCUGAGGUCCAAGCCGCGACGGGUGGCGCGGGCGUUAACCUGACUGUUGAUUUCGUUGGGGGCACUUAUUUCCAGGGGAAUUUGGAUGUUGCGGCGCGGGACAGCCGCAUCGUGUUGCUCGGACUUAUGGGCGGGGGCAAGUUGCCGGAUGGAGUGAAUAUCGGUCCGUUGCUGUAUAAGCGGGUGCGGGUGGAAGGGAGUACACUGCGCAGCCGGGACCUCGAGUACCAGGGUAAGUUGCGGGAUACCCUUGUUGAGCAUGCAUUGCCUCGGUUCUGUGAUGGGACGUUUAAGGUGUUUGUGGAGAGGGUGUUUCCGUUUGAGAAGAUUGAGGAGGCGCAUCAGUUGCUGGAGAGUAAUACUACUAAAGGGAAGAUUAUUUGUGUGUUUGAGUAG
Messenger RNA from Penicillium paradoxum, 1011 nucleotides. Its product is annotated as NAD(P)H-quinone oxidoreductase. Gene Ontology annotation, molecular function: oxidoreductase activity. The transcript is spliced from 3 exons. The coding region runs from base 1 to 1011 and encodes 336 amino acids. The record is from RefSeq and is a predicted model, not a curated record. Lineage: Eukaryota; Fungi; Ascomycota; Eurotiomycetes; Eurotiales; Aspergillaceae.